Molecule: messenger RNA, 2516 nt
Organism: Centruroides sculpturatus (bark scorpion)
Lineage: Eukaryota; Metazoa; Arthropoda; Arachnida; Scorpiones; Buthidae
Product: homeobox protein SIX6-like
Exons: 2
Coding region: 430-1356 (308 amino acids)
Biological process (GO): regulation of transcription by RNA polymerase II
Cellular component (GO): transcription regulator complex; nucleus
Molecular function (GO): DNA-binding transcription factor activity, RNA polymerase II-specific; RNA polymerase II cis-regulatory region sequence-specific DNA binding
Source: RefSeq, a predicted model, not a curated record
CUCGCCAUCUAUACGCCAAUGGUUCGUGUACACUGCACUUCUCCAUUAUGCAUCUCCGGUACACGUGACGUUGAUUGGCGUGGUCUCCAUGGCAACAUACAGUCAUCCCGUCCAAUCGAAGGAGACGUACACCGCAGCAAAUCAGCUCGGGUUACAAGGAGUGGCGGGUGUGACGUGUGGGACUGAUGAUACACAGUGACACCCUAUCCGUAUACACUGGUGACUGACUGUGCUCCGCCCAAAGUGUUUAAGCGCUAAUGGUGUUGUAGAGUUUAUGGCGCGCUCGUAAAAGCAGAUCAGGAAUCGCCUCACUUACCACAGAGCAUGAGAGAUCUGGACUAGCUAGUGCAGUAUCAGAAGCAGAGCUGGCUACCUACACGUCUUCGCCUGAUUGUCUGUGACCAAAGAUACCCAUUGUGUGUGGGGACCAUGGCAUUGGGACUCGGUCCCGCUACCGUAAGCAUUCCCACUUACAAUCCCAUGUUCGUCUUGCCCACCCUGAAUUUUACCGUUAACCAAGUGGCCGCCGUUUGUGAGACUUUAGAGGAAAGUGGUGACAUCGAGAGGUUGGGUAGAUUCCUAUGGUCUCUACCGGUGGCACAUCCGAACUGUGCAGAACUUAACAAGAACGAAAGCGUACUGCGUGCCAGAGCGUUGGUGGCAUUCCACACCGGAAAUUUUCGAGAACUUUAUCACAUUUUGGAAAACCACCGAUUCACCAAGGCCUCGCAUGCCAAGCUACAGGCCAUGUGGCUAGAGGCCCACUAUCAAGAGGCCGAAAAACUUAGAGGGAGGCCCCUGGGACCGGUCGACAAGUAUAGGGUACGGAAGAAAUAUCCACUACCCAGAACCAUUUGGGACGGAGAACAGAAGACUCAUUGUUUUAAGGAGAGAACGAGGAGUUUGCUACGCGAAUGGUAUCUUCAGGACCCUUAUCCAAACCCGACUAAAAAAAGAGAACUAGCUCAGGCCACUGGACUUACACCAACUCAAGUCGGUAACUGGUUUAAGAAUAGAAGGCAACGGGACAGAGCGGCUGCUGCUAAAAAUAGAAUUCUACAACAACAGAUGCAACAGCAGCACCUAAAACAGCAGUCGACAAGCGGAGGAAGCGGAAGUCACAGUACCAGAGCCAGUAGCACGAGCAGCAGCGGUGGAAGUGGCAACGUGACUUCGGACCACCAUCAAUUAGUAGGACGGAGGGUACCAGUGGAGGAAAACGACAACACCAACGGAAGUUUCGGUAGUUACGGAGACAGCAGUGCUGCACCCAGUAGUCCUGCAGCAGUAUCGACGACAUCCGAGUCCAGUCGCAGCCCCUCGCCUCGACCACACCACAGUCAACAACAACAGUGAUAGAACAGUGGACCCUUAUUUAUAAAUAGCCUGCAACACAGAUCGGCCGUUGCAACAGCGGCACGUGCAUCUGUGUGUACUAUAUAUAUAGUUAUAUAUAUAUACACUAUAUAUAAAACACUUCCUCAAGGGACUGUUAAGUUUGUUUGUUCGUUCGUCUCAUGUAACGUACGUUGCACAGAGGGUUUCGGAGCCAUUUUGUACGCCUACUCACCAAAAUUUUCCACCUGUAUCGAGGUAGAUAAUCCCCCUCUACCUUUUUAGCAGGAGUUAGCUCGCCUCUUCAAUAGAAUCAAUGGGCUAAGCUCAUUCCAAGUAGGCCUUUAAACAACGCUGCAACCUUUAAAAGUAGAACAGGGUAUAUCAGUUUUUUCUAUUGUUUACUUUUUUUUUUGUGUGUGUCUCCACUUUAAGGACUGUCAUUCUGUGUUUUGAAGGCCUCACGAGGUGUCUGCGAAUCACUUUUAAGCGAUCGUGCCCGGCCGAAUUGGACGUGACGGCUGCUAAAAUUAAAAAAAAAAGGGCCCCCACUUCGUGCACCAUUUCUUAAUCACUUUAUGCCCUCAUAACAGCACAUAUAAUGUAUAAGGCCCGAUUUGUAAGGCUGUGGCACGAUCCUAAAUUUGUUUUCUCAUCAGUUAUAACUAGUCAAAAACUCUCGAGAGGGGAGUCAUUUAAGAAUUUAUUUAGAUUCUACUAUAUUUAACAAUUUUUUUUUUAGAUUUUACAUUAUAAAACUAUAAUUAACAGCCUUCUAAUCAUCUACAACGUGCAUAUUAAGGCUUGUACAGCGGGAACUGAUAAGCCUGGAGCCUUUUAAUUUAUCGAAUUUUUAUUUAAAUUAUAUUAGGCCUCAUAUAUUAUUAAAAAAAGGAAAAAAAUCAUGCAAAUUCCCAACUUAGUGGAAGGAAAGAAAUCACUAUAACCAUGGUUAAUUUCUUUGUAUAUAGUUUCAAAAACCCAAAGCACGUUGCAGCGUACCGUAAAUUCUGGUUUAUAAAUAUUAUAAAUAGUCAAUUAUACAUUUAUUUGUAAGCCUCAUAAAGAAAAUAAAAUCGUGCCGAGACUUCUGUGCACUCAACAAAACUUUUUUCAAGAGGUCUGUAUGUCAUUAGCACCAGACUAUUUACUUUCUUGUUCAAAAUGCUUCUAUGAAUAAA